AUGGCAAGGGGUGCCAGCUUUCACUCGUAUCUCAGAGACGAACAUAAGCUUCCCAUUUACACACUACGUCUGCCGGGAUCUCGCUUGUAUGUUAUCAAUGACACAAGUCUGAUUCCUGUUGUCCAGAGGCAGUUUCGAACACUGUCCAUAUCGCCGCUCCUGGUGAGGGUAUUCUCUCAUUUCAUGGGUGUCAGCCCAAGUGCUCUUGAGAUCGUGGGCCGAGAUCCCAUCGAAGACCAUGGUUUUGUGCAUCAAAUGACUAUAGAGACCAGCAAGGGUCUCGCCCCCGGUCCCAACCUUGACGACCUCAAUGCCAGAGCAGUCUCCAUUCUCGAUGCGUCCUUGGCUGCGCUCUCUGCCAAAAAUGCCGCCACUACAGUCAAACUAUUUGAAUGGGCUUCGCUCGAGAUCAUGAUGGCUACAACGAAUGCUAUUUAUGGCCAUCAAAACCCUUUCAAGAACCCCGCCGUUCGCGAAGCCUACUACAAACUGGAAGGUGGCCUCAUCACUAUGAUUACUGGAUUCUUGCCAUCGCUCCUCGCCAAGGAUAGUCUGGAAGCUCGAGAAGUCAUGACUGAGGCCUUUAUGAAAUACUACGCCGAAGGUGGUCUUGACGAGGAAGCGUCCGUCUAUGCACGAAAUAGAUAUGAAUUACCUUCUUCACUUGGUGUCCCCGUCAGGGAUGUGGCACGGAUGGAAGCUGGGGGGUCCAUUGGUCUUGUCGCCAACACCAUGCCUGCAACAUUCUGGAUGCUCUGGCACGCCUUUUCGGAUCCCAAUGUUCUCGAAGACUGCCGCCAGGAAGUAAGUCAGGCUGUUCACGAGAAGGACGGCGAAAGCUACCUAGACUUGGCAUAUAUCAAGAGCUCUUGUCCCAUCCUGGCUUCUACAAUGCAAGAGGCAUUCCGCUUGCAUAGUAUAGGCAUGUCAGCACGAACAGUCGUCGAAGACCAUGUUCUUGGCGGAAAAUAUCUGCUCAAAAAGGGCAAUACAGUAUUGAUCCCGAGUACUGUGCAACAUAGCUCUUCUCAAGCUUGGGGAGAUAAUGUGGACAGGUUCUACCACAAACGAUUUGUCAAAGAACAUGGCGCGACCAAAUACAAUCCCACCGCAUUCCGUGCUUUUGGCGGCGGGACGACUCUAUGUCCUGGACGGCACUUUGCUUCAAUGGAAAUCUUGGCAUUUUUCAGUGUCAUACUCUUGCGCUUCGAUGUCACCCCACUCUCGGGUUCCUGGGAUACCAAGGCCUUUAGAGAAGCGAAUGCUGCCUUUCGCCUCCCAAAACACGACGUGGAGGUACAGCUCGUCCCGAAGAAUGAUAAGAUUUGGCACAUCUUUUUCUCUGAGCCCGGACAGCCGAUGAUAAUUUCCCAAGAGGACAUCGCAUCGGUCGUAAAGGUAGAAUGA
Pestalotiopsis fici W106-1 is the source of this 1407-nucleotide messenger RNA. RefSeq lists its product as uncharacterized. The record is from RefSeq and is a predicted model, not a curated record. The transcript has 4 exons. Lineage: Eukaryota; Fungi; Ascomycota; Sordariomycetes; Amphisphaeriales; Sporocadaceae. Gene Ontology annotation, molecular function: monooxygenase activity; heme binding; iron ion binding. The coding region runs from base 1 to 1407 and encodes 468 amino acids.